ACACCACACUCUCUCCCCACAAACAUCUCUUGAACUCUACUUGCAUUUCACAUUACACUAUUCUUAAAAUGAAUGACACUGAAAAACAACCACAAUACUCCCAAACAGAACUACAAAUAAAUCAUCAUCAUCUUCCAAUCACAAAAAAUGAACCCAGCCUCAAAAACCAAUCUUCAUUAUCAACAAUCCUAACACAAAUCCAUGCAGGCUAUUUCAGAAUCAGUCUCUCCCUCUCAAUCCAAUCUUUACUAUGGAAAAUCCUAAUAGAACCAAUCAAAGAUGCACAUUUUCUUAGACAUAUAUUCACAACAAUACCCUCCACAGCUCUCACUCUUUUAUGGUCACUUUCCUUAUUCACACUAUUGACCCUCUCCUUUCUCUAUCUUCUCAAAUGUUUCUUCCACUUUGACAAAGUGAAAGAUGAAUUCUCCAACCAAAUAGGCGUAAACUACAUGUUUGCUCCAUGGAUUUCAUGGCUACUUUUGCUAGAAUCCUCACCUUUUGUUCCACCUGCAGCACUUCAUUACAAAAUCCUCUGGUUAUUUUUUGUUGCUCCUAUAGUGAUCCUUGAUGUUAAGAUUUAUGGCCAGUGGUUUACCAAGGGAAAGAUGUAUUUGUCGAUGGUUGCGAAUCCGACGAGUCAGAUGUCUGUUAUUGGUAACCUUGUUGCGGCACAUGCUUCUGCGGUGAUGGGAUGGAAGGAGAGUGGUAUAUGUUUUUUCUCUCUUGGUAUUGCGCAUUAUUUGGUGCUUUUUGUGACGUUGUAUCAGAGGUUGCCGGGGAAUAACAAGAUUCCGGCGAUGUUGCGGCCGGUGUUCUUCUUGUUCUUUGCUGCUCCUAGUAUUGCUAGUUUGGCUUGGCACUCGGUUUCUGGGAGCUUUGAUACUGUUUCUAAGAUGCUGUUCUUUCUCUCCCUCUUCCUUUUCUUGUCACUGGUUUCAAGGCCUUUGUUAUUCAAGAAGUCCAUGAAGAAAUUCAGUGUGGCAUGGUGGGCUUAUUCUUUUCCUCUAACAGCAUUGACACUAGCUUCAGCACAAUAUGCUCAUGAAGUUAAGGGAAUAAUGGCUCAUGUUAUUAUGUCAGUCUUAUCACUAAUCUCAGUUUUGGUGUGUCUUGUGUUAAUGAUUGUAUCUGCUCUCAACAUUAGGGUGCCUUUUAAAGCACACAAGCAUAUUUUAAAACAGACAAAUGACAUUGUUGUAAUUUGAACAAUAUUAAUUAGUUCUAGUUUCAAAUGUAUUUUAGAUUGCUUUUUUACUGGGGCAUAGAUUAUGCUA
Molecule: messenger RNA, 1277 nt
Organism: Vicia villosa (hairy vetch)
Lineage: Eukaryota; Viridiplantae; Streptophyta; Magnoliopsida; Fabales; Fabaceae
Product: S-type anion channel SLAH4-like
Exons: 2
Coding region: 69-1208 (379 amino acids)
Biological process (GO): transmembrane transport; intracellular monoatomic ion homeostasis
Cellular component (GO): membrane
Molecular function (GO): voltage-gated monoatomic anion channel activity
Source: RefSeq, a predicted model, not a curated record